Messenger RNA from Daucus carota subsp. sativus, 1869 nucleotides. RefSeq names its product exopolygalacturonase. Lineage: Eukaryota; Viridiplantae; Streptophyta; Magnoliopsida; Apiales; Apiaceae. The record is from RefSeq and is a predicted model, not a curated record. Gene Ontology annotation, molecular function: polygalacturonase activity. The transcript is spliced from 5 exons. Bases 27 to 1334 code for a protein of 435 amino acids. Gene Ontology annotation, biological process: carbohydrate metabolic process.
GCAGAUUUAUUUCUGGGAUAGAUAACAUGUCGUUAACAAGAAGUUUUCAUGUUCAAGGAGUCAUUCUUGAAGCCUGGUGCAUGCUUUUGCUACUCUCAUGUUUAGCCAAGGCUGAUCAAUAUGAUAAUACUUUUGAUCCCCUCACUCGCCGUACUAUGAUCGAAACUGACGCAGCUCACCCUGCUGCUCCUGGCGGCGACGACAAGUCCUGCCCCAACUACAAGGCUUUUGAUGUAUCAAAAUGUCCCGGCGCCAAGGGAGAUGGAGUGUCCGAUUCUACUACGGCUUUUAUAAAAACAUGGCAAGAUGUUUGUAAUUGCCCUACACCAGCAAAACUUCUGAUACCCAAGGGGACGUGGCUAACCGCAGAGCUUGAUUUCCGCGGCCCAUGUGCUUCUCAGCAAAUUCUUAUGGAACUUCAGGGGACUCUGUUGGCAAAGCCAGAUAAGGAAGCAUUUCCGAAAGGAUUUUGGAUCAAUAUCAUGGGCGUCCAUGGUUUCACACUUAAUGGUGGAGGCACCCUUAACGCGCAAGGGGAGAAAGUAUGGGCCACCAGACCUCUUGGCGAAAAGGGCUCGCCUCUUCCCGACUCUCUUGUACUUGCCCAAUCCAACAACUCUAGAAUUGAGAACGUAAACCUGUUGAAUGGGAAGGGAUUCAAUAUGAAGGUAUAUGAGAAUGAGAAUGUCACGAUCACCAACGUGCACGUAACAUCACCUGGAGAUAGUCCCAACACAGAUGGAGUCCAUAUUGGUCGCAUCAAAAACGUACAAAUAACCGACUCUGUCAUUGGAGUCGGCGAUGAUUGUGUUUCUAUAGGCGAUGGCAGCAUUGAUGUCACUGUCAGAAACAUCAUGUGCGGCCCUGGACAUGGAAUCAGUGUUGGGAGUCUUGGAAGGUUCCCAUACGAGACAGAUGUGCGCAACGUUUGGGUGGAAAAUUGUACAUUUACCCAAACUCUAAACGGUGCAAGGAUCAAGACAUUCCACGACUCACCACAGAUAGCGGCGACCAACAUUACAUUUACUAAUUUAGUCAUGAAUGAUGUGUAUAGUCCCGUCAUAAUUGAUCAGAACUACGCCUGCACUAAACCAGUGCCCUCAAAAGUGCAGCUAAGCCAAAUUUACUUCAAGAACAUAAGGGGAACCACAUGGUCCAAUAUUGCCAUUAGCCUGAAUUGCAGUAGUUCUCAUCCGUGCCAAGGUGUUGAACUAAUGGAUAUUGAUCUUAAAUAUACCGGCAAUAACACAGUGGAUCGGAUUACUCACUCUGAAUGCGCGAAUGCUCACGCUAAAUUUGGCGGUGUCAUGAAUCCGCCAGCCUGCAAAAUCUAAGAUCUUGUGAAAACCCAACCAAAUAAUGUUGAUCAGGGUUGUAGCAUAGAGACCAGAAUGAACCUCGAGAAAUUUUGUGCGGAAGCGGAUCAAAUUUAAUACUCCCUCCGUCCCUAUUUAUCUGUCCACUUUGGAAGUAAAAAUUUGUCCCUAUUUAUCUGUCCAUUUAUACUUUCAAAACUAAUUUAAUGAUAGUUUUUCAAAUAUAUCUUCAUAAUUUCAAUUUUCAAGGCUUGACUUAUUUAAAACUUGGUUGAAUUCAUGUUUUCAAGACAUAAAGUAGGGGUAUUCCACCAUUUUCAAGAUAUUAAUAAGAGGUAUUUAAUGAAAAAGUUUAUACAAUCAAUUAUUCCUUGGUAUGUGUUUUUUUUUCCAAAAUGGACAGAUAAAUAGGGACGGAGGGAGUAACAAACCCAACAAGAGUGAGAAAUUUGUAUCAGAGUGGCAACUUUAAGUAACUGCCUGUACGGCGAACUUGAAUUUUUAAUGUCAAACGUUAUUAUCCUUGUUGCAAAUUUUGAGUUCUUGAAAAUUU